Messenger RNA from Ricinus communis (castor bean), 2264 nucleotides. Its product is annotated as putative F-box/LRR-repeat protein At5g38386. The transcript is spliced from 6 exons. NCBI's taxonomy places the organism in Eukaryota, Viridiplantae, Streptophyta, Magnoliopsida, Malpighiales, Euphorbiaceae. The record is from RefSeq and is a predicted model, not a curated record. Gene Ontology annotation, molecular function: protein binding. The coding region runs from base 705 to 2096 and encodes 463 amino acids.
CUUUCUUUCCACUAUUCACACUUUUCUUGAGCUUUGGUAAUUCUAUGAAGUCUACUUUAGAGAAUUUCUUUCGUCUCUUUUCCUCUGUACAAGUCGAUGUUUAUUAGGGUUGCAUGAUGGAUAAAUUAAUGUGGUGUCGUCAUGAUGCCUGCAUGAGUCCUUUAUAUGAUGUCUGCCGCAGCACGCAGCCACACAGCUUUUACUGUGUCAAAUGUUGUCCCCGGCAAAUAGUUCUUAAUAUGUACAGUGGUUACGAAUCCAAUUUAAUGACGUUAUUAGCCAUUUAAUGUCUAAGUUGAUAUGUAGUGCAUUGCUUGGUUUGGCCUGCAGAUAUGGAUAGCUUUUGCUUUUGUUAACUUUCUUAAGCCUUGAGAUACUCGUGAAGGCUAGGAACAAAGAAACAUAUCCAAGAUGGAUGUCUACUGCUUCUUGUUCUUCAAUGAAAUUUAGUUUGUUAAUAUGUUGUUGAUGAUUCUAUCUAUAGCCACGUACUGAAAGAAGAUCCGUUGGGCUAAACAAACAGAAAAGUUUAAGCAGACAGCACAUCAAGAGAUGAAUUUUUAUUGUUAUCUCCUUCGGAAGCUCUGCAAAUGGCUGACACAACUCUUACUUGCUCUGGACUACCUCCACACAGGGAUCUCAAAGAAACUUAAUGAAUCAGUUUGAAUCAAGAAAAGGGUAAACACAGCUAUACUAGCGAGGAGAUGGAGCAAAGAUGUGAUGAGCAAGGAAAUAGUGGGGAAGGUCAGAAUUCCCUUUUACCUUCUGAUGAGAACAGAGCCAGAAAUGGCAAUAUAAGCGAGCACAUUAGUCAGUUACCAGAAGAUGUUCUCUUGAACAUAUUGUCUAGAUUGACAAUGAAAGAAGCAGCACGUACCUCCAUCCUCUCCACGAGAUGGAGACAUUUGUGGACAUAUUACACUGGUAUUAUGGACUUUGAUGCUUCACUUACAAUGUGGUACUUGCAGCUAGGUUUAGGAAGCAAGUCACUUGACAUGGAAAGACAUAGUUUUGUCAGUUGGGUAAAUCAGGUUCUAAGAUCACAUGAAGGUCCAACUAUGGAGGGAUUAAGAAUUUGUUUUGAUUUGGACUCUGAUUUUAUGUACGAGAUUGAUAGUUGGAUUACUAUUGCAAUGCAAAAGAGAGUUAAAAGACUAGAGAUAGACCUGACAAAUAUCGAGCCAAGUAUCAAAACUACAGGGUCAUAUGCCUUCCCAUCAGGUUUGCUUAAUGAUUCAAGCUUUAGCUCUCUAAAGACCCUGCAGUUGAAUAUGGUCGAUGUGACUGGAGAAGCUCUUCAGCACUUGCUACUGUCCUGGUGUCCAUUACUUGAGGUGUUAAGCAUAGUAAAUUCAACAAGUCUUGUGAGUCUUAAAGUUUCUGGUUCAUCACUCAAACUAAAGUACUUGGAAAUGGUGUGUUGCAACAACUUGAAAUAUCUUGAGAUUACUGCAGCAAGUCUUGUGUCUUUUAAGUAUUAUGGACCAUUGAUAGGUCUUCCUUUUAAGAGUGUGCCUAAUCUUGUUGAUGCUUCCUUUGGAGGACCAUUUUGUCAAUUGAUAAUCGAGAAUCUCUACCAGUUUUCCCUCUAUAUAUUGCAACUAGAGACGCUGAGAUUCGAUGUUGGAAGUGCUUAUUUAAUGCGCGAGUUCCCCACAAAUUUUCCCAUAUUGAGUAAUGUCAAGCAUUUGGAAGUGACAACCGCAGUGUCUGCUGUUGCACAUUGCCUCUUUCCUUGCCUCUCCCUGCUUAAAGGAUGUCCUUUGCUCCAUAGGUUUACGCUUAAGAUAUCAUGUGAAAGCACUUUGGUAUGUAGAGCCUCUCAGAAAGUCCCAGAGGAUCAUAGUCAUCCGUGCCUCAAGGUAGUGGAAGUUCUUGGCUUUCAAGGGAAUGCUGCAGAAGUGGAGCUUGUCCUAUACUUUCUCAGGAAUGCUGCAGUGCUCAAGAACUUAAUUAUCAGUCCUUGUGCGCCAUGUUAUCUAAGAAGCCCGUCGCAAUUGAAAUUCAAGGAAACCGAGCUGUAUCAAUCUGCCAAGCAACAUGCGGUAGAACUAGGAGCAAGGGUACCUCCAGGAGUUGACUUUGUGGUGCUUUGAUAAAAAAUUGUUCUAAUGAUAUUUUCUGCAGAUUUUUUAAGAGAGUUAUGUAAGAAAUGCUGCUUUAACAUUUUAAUGGUAGUCUUCUACAUUUUCCCCUACACUCUUAGCACGGAGAAGAAGUGGACAUUAUACGCCCCCAAAAUAAAGAGUUUAGUCUUCGAAUAA